AUGUUAUCGGGUGAAAUACCCCCAGAUUUAGGAAACUGUUCUGGGCUUGUCGACGUGUAUUUGUAUGAGAAUAGUCUCUCAGGUUCACUUCCACCAGAGUUAGGCAAGCUGCAGAAGCUAGUGAAGAUGUUACUAUGGCAAAACAAUCUCGUUGGGACUAUUCCUGAGGAAAUUGGAAGCAUACCUGGGUCCUUUGGAAACCUCACACAGCUUGAAGAGUUGAUGAUUAGUAACAAUAACAUCUCUGGGUCAAUCCCACCAGUACUUUCCAAUGCCACAAACCUGUUGCAGUUGCAGGUAGAUACCAAUCAGAUAUCGGGCUCCAUUCCACAAGAGCUUGGGAUGUUGACAGAGCUAACAGUCUUCUUUGCCUGGGAGAACAAACUUGAGGGAAGCAUUCCAUCAGCAUUGGCUGGUUGCAGAAGCCUCCAAGCUCUUGAUUUAUCACACAAUUCCCUUACAGGUAGCUUACCUCCUGGCCUAUUUCAGCUUCAAAAUAUAACAAAGCUUCUCUUGAUUUCCAAUGGCAUUUCGGGUCCCAUACCCCGAGAGGUGGGCAACUGUAGCUCUCUUAUUCGGCUCCGAAUUGUAGAUAAUAAAAUUAGUGGACGAAUUCCAAACGAAAUAGGGCAUUUAGACAACCUCAGUUUUCUUGAUCUCUCCAAUAACAAUCUCAAUGGAUCAGUGCCAGAUGAGGUUGGCAAUUGCACAGAACUGCAAAUGCUGAACCUGAGUAAUAAUACAUUUGGAGACACCUUGCCAGGCUCUCUAUCUUCACUCAAUAAGCUCCAAGUAAUGGAGUUUUCUGGGAACAGGUUUGUGGGUCAGAUUUUCAGUAAGUUAUGGCCAACUUUACUUCCUUAA
Messenger RNA from Ilex paraguariensis (yerba mate), 864 nucleotides. NCBI's taxonomy places the organism in Eukaryota, Viridiplantae, Streptophyta, Magnoliopsida, Aquifoliales, Aquifoliaceae. The record is from the annotation of a GenBank genome assembly.